AUGAAAUACCUCCUCGCCUUCACCCUCCCUGCCCUCCUCCCCCUAGCAGAAUCAACACCACACCCCCUCCGCCGCACAACCUAUGGCCCCCAAACUUCUUCCCACAUCGACGAAGUCCUCGCCGGCUCUCGACCAUGCUCCUCUUCUGCCGUGGUAAUCGGCCGCGAGACAUGGGCGCCGGGUAACAUCGGCGUGUUCUGGGGCGCGCGCUUCCGCGACGAGCUGGUAGACGCGUUCGAUGGCGACGUUGACGUCCAGGGCAUACACCGCGAGGACUACCCUGCUAACCUGGUGGAUUACCAUAUCGGUGGCAGCGACACUGGGGCGGAUUCGUGCGCGAGGAUGGUGGACGAGUACGUGGAGAAGUGUCCUGGGGCGAGGGUUUUCGUCACGGGAUACAGCCAGGGCAGCCUCGUGGCAUACAAAUGCGUCAACCGCGUGAGCGCCGCAGCCCGCGCGCAGAUCAAGGCACUCGUGGUGUUCGGCUCUGAGGAGCGCCUCAUGGACGACGUGCAGCCCGUUCCCAAAGGCAUCAUCCUUAAGAACUACUGCGUGGAGAAUACUACGGCGCCGGAUGUCGUUUGCACCGAGACGCUUACUUCGGGCAUCGAGUUGCCUAACAGUGUGGGGGACGUUGUCGCGCAGUUGAAAGAGACGGUCGCAUCGCUCAAGAAUGUUGUGACUAAUGAAGAUCAGUUGAAGGAGGUGGCUACGAUUCCGGCGCUUUUGAUUAGAGACUUGCCGGCCACGUUGCCGUGGAUUGCGAAAGAUGUCGCGCAGGGCAAGAUCAGGAGGUGGAUGAUUCUUCCUCCACACUUAUUGUAUGGGUUUAAUGGAAUGACGACGGACGCAGCUGCAUGGAUGGCCGGUGUGGCUUGA
Messenger RNA from Paraphaeosphaeria sporulosa, 879 nucleotides. Its product is annotated as alpha/beta-hydrolase. Gene Ontology annotation, biological process: carbohydrate catabolic process. The transcript has 3 exons. The record is from RefSeq and is a predicted model, not a curated record. NCBI's taxonomy places the organism in Eukaryota, Fungi, Ascomycota, Dothideomycetes, Pleosporales, Didymosphaeriaceae. Gene Ontology annotation, molecular function: cutinase activity. Gene Ontology annotation, cellular component: extracellular region. Bases 1 to 879 code for a protein of 292 amino acids.